CUAAAUCAGCACAAACACCACCAUUUCUCGCUAAUAAACAUAAUAAGUAAUAAGCUCCGUCCUGGUUUCGAGUUCUUAUAAUGCAGUAGAUCAGUAUCAUCCCAAGUAGAUUCUACCACAAAGAAAUAAGGUAAUUUAACAGAGAUCAGACAGCAAACCAGGGGGAAAAAAAAGGGUUAAAAAAUGGCUGGAGGAGGCUACGUCCCCGACGACGGAGUGAAGCAUUUCGAAGGGCGAAUCACCGGCUUCUUGCUCAUCACCUGCAUAGUGGCAACAUGUGGAGGUCUCAUCUUCGGAUAUGACAUUGGGAUUUCUGGAGGGGUGACCUCCAUGGAUUCGUUCUUGAGCAAGUUCUUCCCUUCCGUGUACAAGAAGGAAAAAGAAGGACACCACGAGAGCAUGUACUGCAAAUUCGACAGCCAUCUCCUCACAUUGUUCACCUCUUCUCUGUACCUCGCGGCGCUGAUCGCCUCGGCCUUCGCUGCCUAUGUUACGAAAUCUUUUGGCCGAAAGAUCUCGAUGCUCUUCGGAGGCGUGGUGUUCCUCGCGGGGUCGAUCAUCAACGGGGCAGCAGUAGACGUGGCGAUGCUCAUCGUCGGCCGCUUGCUGCUCGGAGUUGGGGUCGGGUUCGCCAACCAGUCGGUCCCGCUGUAUCUCUCCGAGAUGGCGCCUUCCCAUCUCAGGGGAGCGCUCAACAUUGGGUUCCAGAUGGCGAUCACGAUCGGGAUCUUGGUCGCCGGUCUGAUCAAUUUCGCGUUUGCUUCCCAGGUAUGGGGAUGGAGAGCCUCUUUGGGACUUGCUGCCGUCCCUGCCAUCAUGAUUGCCGUGGGAUCCAUCUUCCUACCGGACACCCCGAACUCGAUCCUGGCUCGAGGCAACCCCGAGAAGGCAAGGGAGAUGUUGAAGAAGAUCCGCGGUACAGAGCAGGUGGAUGCGGAGUUCCAGGACCUCGUCGACGCGACCCAUGCUGCGGAGAGAGUGGAUAACUCGUGGAAGACCAUCUUGAAGCCGCAGUACAGACCUCAUCUAGCUAUUUGCUUCCUCGUCCCAUUCUUCCAGCAGCUCACUGGGAUCAAUGUGAUCAUGUUCUACGCGCCGGUCCUGUUCAAGACUCUGGGAUUCGGCGACGAUGCUUCCCUCAUGUCGGCUGUCAUCACUGGCCUCGUCAAUGUCUUCGCCACGUUCCUCUCGAUCUUGGCGGUGGACAGGUUGGGGAGGAGGAUUCUGUUCCUGGAAGGCGGCAUCCAAAUGAUUAUUAGCCAGGUGCUUGUUGCGGUGAUGAUCGCCAAGGCAUUUGGGACAGCAGGAGUUGGGGAGCUAACGAAAGGUGAAUCGAUGCUUGUGCUCAUCUUUAUCUGCUUCUACGUGGCGGCAUUCGCGUGGUCGUGGGGGCCGUUGGGGUGGCUGGUGCCGAGCGAGAUCUGCCCGCUGGAGAUCCGAUCGGCGGGGCAAGCCAUCAAUGUUGCUGUGAACAUGGCCUUCACGUUCAUCAUCGGCCAGUUCUUCCUCACCAUGCUCUGCCACAUGAAGUACGGGCUUUUCCUCUUCUUCGCCGCCUGGGUGGUGGUGAUGACACUCUUCAUCUUCUUCUUCCUGCCAGAGACCAAGAACGUCCCCAUUGAAGAGAUGAACAAUGUGUGGAAGAAGCACUGGUUCUGGGGAAAGUAUAUCCCAGAUGACGCCGUGGUUGGCACAGCCAGCAAAACCAAGAUCAAGGACAUGGAGGAUUGAAGAUGAAGCACGUAGGAUUUCAGUGUUUUCUGAGGGGGAUCAGGGCUUUGUUUUUUUUCUUUUUUUAAUAAGGACAGAAAAUAGUGAAAUGCUCAAGAAAAAAGGACCAUCGAGGUAAGGCAGGAGUAGAGUUUGUAGGCGACAGUAGUUUUAGUUUGGGAGCUACUUGUUGCUUGAGCAAUAACCCCUGAAUUCUGUUUGGGGGAUUCUGGAAAGCUGAGUUCCUUUCCUUUCUCAACAAAGACCAAGCAAGCACUAGUUUGUCACUCUGUCUCUGUCUCUGUCUCUCUCUGUUCCGCCAUAGACACUACAUUUCAACUUGAAAGAAAACCUCCUCAGGAAA
Linum trigynum is the source of this 2074-nucleotide messenger RNA. The record is from the annotation of a GenBank genome assembly. Lineage: Eukaryota; Viridiplantae; Streptophyta; Magnoliopsida; Malpighiales; Linaceae.